GCCAGUAGACUCGUGGAAUUCUCCAGAGGCAGCAGCCAGCUCCAGACACCAUGGCCCCGAAGAAAGCCAAGAAGAGGAUAGAAGGCGGAAGCUCCAACGUGUUCUCCAUGUUUGAGCAGGCUCAGAUCCAGGAGUUCAAGGAGGCCUUCACAAUCAUGGACCAGAACAGAGAUGGCUUCAUUGACAAGAAUGACCUGAGGGACACAUUUGCUGCCCUAGGACGUGUGAAUGUGAAAAAUGAAGAGAUUGAUGAAAUGAUCAAGGAGGCUCCAGGACCGAUCAACUUCACUGUGUUUCUCACCAUGUUUGGGGAGAAACUUAAAGGGGCUGACCCCGAGGAGACCAUUCUCAACGCAUUCAAGGUGUUUGACCCUGAAGGCAAAGGGUCGCUGAAGGCUGACUAUGUCCGGGAGAUGUUGACCACACAAGCAGAGAGAUUCUCCAAAGAGGAGACUAUGACCUCUCUGGCCAUGUGACCACAACAGGCCCUCUGCUGCAUUCAGCUGCAGUCCCCACCAGGCCCUGGCAUACCUGAACCUGAUCCACCCAGCUCCCUGUGCGGCUGAACCUCUAUUCUCCACUGCAGGGUGCCUGGGGUGUCUAGGGGACCUUGGGGUCACCCUGGGGAAUAGAGGCAGAGAUCGUAAUGAUAUGGGAGCGUGUGGACACAGACGCCGAGCCAGGACGGUAGCCUGGGCUGAGUGCCCAGGGAGCUGGACCUCCUGCCUCGGACCCGC
Microtus ochrogaster (prairie vole) is the source of this 737-nucleotide messenger RNA. RefSeq names its product myosin light chain 2 (gene Myl2). The transcript has 7 exons. NCBI's taxonomy places the organism in Eukaryota, Metazoa, Chordata, Mammalia, Rodentia, Cricetidae. The coding region runs from base 51 to 476 and encodes 141 amino acids. The record is from RefSeq and is a predicted model, not a curated record. Gene Ontology annotation, molecular function: calcium ion binding.